AUAAGUCGAUGAGUUCUUUGCCAACUGUUCCAAGAAAGCGGAGUGGGAGUGGUUUCUCAGUGCAGUAUUUAUUCAGACACCUCUGCAUGCUCCUCAGUCCUCUGUUUGCAAACAUGGCAACACACUUCUGCAAGAACGCCGAGGAGAGUCCUGAGCCCCUGAAGGCAGAAGUCAAAGGGACUAUUCCCAGCUGGCUGAAGGGCACCCUGCUGCGCAAUGGUCCUGGCAUCUUCUCUGUGGGGGACACCAGCUAUGAGCACUUCUUUGACGGCAUGGCCAUCAUGAACAGCUUUGCCUUUAAAGAUGGUGAAAUGACCCACAGGAGCAGAUACCUUAGAAGUGACACCUACAAAGCUAACAUGGACUCCAACAGGAUUGUUGUGUCUGAAAUGGGCACGAUGGCGUAUCCAGACCCAAGCAAGAACUUCAUUUUCAAAGCGAUCACCUUUCUCAACCACACAGUUCCUGACUUCACUGACAACGGCGCCAGCAAUUUCAUCAAAUACGGAAACGACUUCUACGCCACCUCUGAAACCAACUACAUCCGCAAGAUUGAUCCUGUGACCCUGGAGACUCAGGAUAAGGUGGACUACCUGAAGUACCUGCCUGUGAACCUGGUUUCAUCCCAUCCGCACUACGACAAAGAGGGCAACGUGUACAACAUUGGGACCUCCAUAGCUGAGAAGGGGAAAACCAAAUACGUCCUGUUCAAAGUGCCUGCAGUUUCUCAGACAGACAAACAGAAGAACGUCCCUGCACUGAAGAACGCGGAGGUGAUCUGCACGGUUCCCUGCCGCUCUCUGCUCACACCCAGCUACUACCACAGCUUCGGCAUCACCGAAAACUACAUCAUCUUCAUCGAGCAGCCUCUGAAGCUGGACAUCCUCAAGAUGGCCACUGCGUACAUGAGAGGAGUCAACUGGGCCAGCUGCUUGAAGUUCAGCCCUGAUGAAAAUACUCUGAUCCACCUGAUCGACAGAAAGACGGGGAAAGAGGUCGAGACCAAGUACUACACCGGAUCCAUGAUCGUCUUCCAUCAUGUGAAUGCUUUCGAGGAAGACGGUCAUGUGGUGUUCGAUGUCAUCGCCUACAAAGACAACAGCCUUUAUAAUAUGUUCUACUUGAGUAAGCUGAAGGACAACCUGGAGUUGGGUGAAGACUACUCCAGGCCGAACUACAGACGAUUUGUGCUCCCCAUCCACCCAGACAAGGGCGUUGCAGUUGGAGAGGACCUGGUGAAGCUCAAAUACACAUCAGCCAGUGCUGUGAAGGAGAAAGAGGGCAAACUGAUGUGCCAGGCUGAGGUGCUCUGUGAAGGUUUGGAGUUACCCAGACUGAAUUAUGACAUCAACGGCAAGAAGCACCGGUUUGUCUACGGGAACUUUGUAGAGGACUCUGCUCUGUCGAGAGAGGUUGGGAAGAUAGACACAGAAACCAAAGAAAAACUUCGAUGGAGUGAGGACAACUGCUGGCCAUCAGAGCCGAUAUUCAUCCCCAGACCAAACGGAGAGGCAGAGGAUGAUGGUGUGGUCCUGACAUCAGUUGUCAACUCCAACCCCGGCCAGUCCUGUUUCAUUCUCCUUCUCGACGGCAAAACAUUCAAAGAAGUAGCUCGAGCUUAUGUGAGUGCUGUGCUCACUAAGGAUUUGCAUGGAUUUUUCAUCCCCCAAUGAAAUCAGUCAGAUGUGCGCUGCAUAUGUUAACACAGCUUUGCGGAACUUAAAAUAAAUCUAUAGAAAUUAACAACAGUGUCAGGCUUUCAGGUAAUAAUGUGCACGGUUUCUUUGAACACCUUUCCUUGGAAGAUCACACUGACUGGAUGAAAACAAGCUUCUCUUGCUGUGCUUGGUUGAUAUUAUGCAGAUUUAUUGAUUUUGCACUGAUCACAUCUUUGCUUAUGCUAUGCUUAUGUAUAUUUAUGUGUAUAUAUAACAUUGUUUAUGCUGUCUACAUUAUUGCUAUGACUGUAAGAGUACUUGUGCUUAUACUUUUCAUUUAAAAAUAAA
Molecule: messenger RNA, 2006 nt
Organism: Notolabrus celidotus (New Zealand spotty)
Lineage: Eukaryota; Metazoa; Chordata; Actinopteri; Labriformes; Labridae
Gene: bco1
Product: beta-carotene oxygenase 1
Exons: 11
Coding region: 9-1673 (554 amino acids)
Biological process (GO): carotene catabolic process; retinal metabolic process
Molecular function (GO): beta-carotene 15,15'-dioxygenase activity; carotenoid dioxygenase activity
Source: RefSeq, a predicted model, not a curated record